Messenger RNA from Alosa sapidissima (American shad), 508 nucleotides. RefSeq names its product ribosomal protein L35a (gene rpl35a). Bases 139 to 471 code for a protein of 110 amino acids. Gene Ontology annotation, cellular component: cytosolic large ribosomal subunit; ribosome. The record is from RefSeq and is a predicted model, not a curated record. Gene Ontology annotation, molecular function: structural constituent of ribosome. The transcript is spliced from 5 exons. Gene Ontology annotation, biological process: ribosomal large subunit biogenesis; cytoplasmic translation. Lineage: Eukaryota; Metazoa; Chordata; Actinopteri; Clupeiformes; Clupeidae.
UUUAUCAACAUACUAUUUUAAUCAGGCGGGCGUUAGGCCACCAUCGAUGUUAAUUUCCCAGCAUUCCUUUCGGACUUCCUUUUCCUCCAUUUUUUCUUACAGUGCAGGUUUGCCAAGCCUGGACGAAAGUCAGUAACAAUGCCUGGAAGACUGUGGAGUAAGGCCAUCUUUACUGGCUACAAGCGUGGCCUGAGGAACCAGCGUGAGCAUACGGCCCUUCUGAAGGUAGAGGGAGUUUACACACGCGACGAGGUAGAUUUCUACCUGGGCAAACGCUGCGCAUAUGUCUACAAGGCCAAGAAGAGCACAAAGACACCCGGUGGCAAACCCAACAAGACGAGGGUCAUCUGGGGCAAGGUCACUCGUGCUCACGGGAGCAGUGGUAUGGUGCGCGCCAAAUUCAGCAGCAACCUUCCCGCAAAGGCAAUUGGACACAGGGUGCGAGUGAUGCUCUAUCCAUCCCGUGUGUAAUGUGCUGUUGUGUACAUACAAUAAACAAACUUGGUCC